CGGGGUGAGAGGUGAAGCAAAAAGGUUAAAACCUGAAUGAAUUCGGUCGGGUUGAUAGUACGUUAGACACGUACAAGUAUUAUAAAGUUGAAAAUAAUAUUUAAACAUAUGUUUUAAGAGAUAAGUUACCAUUUGCAUAAGACAAUAUGGCAAAUGUCAUAAGAAAUUUAGUGCUAACUGUGAUUAGUUUAUCAUUUGUUAAUACAGAUACACCUCUAAAAUUCUAUCAAGAGAAGAAAUUUCAUGAAGCGCAAGAGCUUACAGAUGCAAAUAUAAAGGAAAUAGCACAGAUGUCAAAUAGGGAACACUUCAAGAAAGUGUUGAACCAAAUAUUAAUACCGCGAGUUGUUGGUACUAUUAACCACGAAAAAGUAGGUAAUUAUAUAUCGAACGAGAUGAAAAACCUCGGCUGGGAUGUCCAAGAGAAUAUUUUUCCCGAUCACACGCCUGUAUUCGGGACACUGAACUUCAGAAAUAUAAUCGCGACAUUAAAUCCUAAUGCCGACAGAUAUCUAGUACUCGCCUGCCAUUAUGACAGUAAAUACACGAGGGAACAUGUCUUCAUUGGAGCGACUGAUUCAGCUGUGCCUUGCGCGAUGUUAUUGAACAUGGCCGCUGUGAUGUCCAAACAAUUGGAGAGUAAGAAGAAUUCGUCUCCGAGUCUUAUGUUCAUAUUCUUCGACGGCGAGGAGGCCUUCAGACAAUGGGGUCCAAAGGAUUCUAUAUACGGAGCAAGGCAUUUAGCCAAAAUGUGGCACGGAACACCUUACAAAGAUGGCGCCAAUCACCUACAGAGACUGGAUGUUCUGAUGUUAUUAGACCUCCUCGGUACGCCGGAUCCGGCGUUCUAUAGCUAUUUCAAAUCCACCGAAAAAUGGUACAUCCGUUUAGCGAGCGCUGAACAAAGACUCGCUGAACUAUCACAAUUCUCAGCUUACUCCAGAGGGAAGGCUGAACAAACAUAUUUCAGAUUAUCAAGCUCUAACGCCGUCAUCGAAGACGAUCAUAUACCGUUUUUAAGGAGAGACGUGGACGUGCUUCACAUCAUUCCGAACCCGUUCCCCAGCGUCUGGCACACGGAACGCGACGACAUGACAGCACUAGACUUCAACACCAUAGACAAUCUCAAUAAAAUAUUCCGAGUAUUCGUUGCUGAAUACUUACAUUUGAUCUCCUAAAUUAUUUAAUCUGUUGCCAAUAUAUAGAUGACAUAUAUUUUUGGAUCUAUGCUUUUCAAGAAUGUUUUGAGAAAUAAAUUCUUUUAUUUCUUAUCGUUGACAGUUAUUGUAACUGUCAUGUUGGUAUAUUUAUAUUUUCUAUAGCCUUAAACUUUUUGUUAUCUAUCGGAAAUUUUACUUGUAUGUUAUAAUUGUUAGAUUAUUAGAUUUCGACCAUAAUACGAUACAUUUUACUAAAGGGACGACGCCAUUUUUGGAUUUUUAAAAUUAAUAGGUAGGUAGAAAUGAGAAAGGAAAUUAUCUGAUAAAAUUAAAAUAUAUUAAUGGCAACCCAGUGCAAUAGUAGAAGUUUGCAUAUUCAGCUUAGCGAUUAUAUAUGUUUUUAUAUAUAAAUCAUCAGACCUUAAAGCGUUCGGUUUUUAUCAUACUAAUGUAAGCUUCUACUAAGCACACAGUAAUUACGUACACAAUAAUAAUUGGCUGGCUUUAUUCGUUGGCUUGUAUGUGAUAUUGAUUUGUAAGGAUCGUUGUUAAUGAGGUUUAUAUUAAAUUAAUUUUAAAACAACUCAUAAAUGUGACUUGAAAUGCUUAACACCAAUUUAUAAAUACUCAGUGUGGUGUGGUGUGACGUAAGUAGUUGUCGACGCAGUAAUCUAUAUAAAAAUAAUUAAAAUAAAACUUUUUUGGUGAUUCGGUAUAAUAUUUUGUGCUGUAGCCUGUAUGUCGCGACAGAAAAAUAUUUCCCAACAAAAAUGGUACUGGAAUAUAAACGUCAUCGAAUCCUUUUAUAAAAAUUGGUUAAUAUUUUAAGAAAUUGUGAAUUCUUAAAUGAUAUAUUUUUAUUUGUCGAAUGAAUUGUUCCUAGAAAUGGUUGUCUAAACAUUUUAGUACUUAACUUGUAAUAUAUAGCGUCAUCGCAUUUGAUUGCUUUUGCUCUUUAUUCUUCAGAUAUUGGCUUCAUUCUGUGAUGUUUCAUAUGUAAUUAUUAUCAUUUUCGACUAUACAUAUAACAGACGAUUAUGAAAUAUUUAAAAAAAAUAUAGUUAUAAUUAUUUUUUUUUAAUUUGUAUCUUUUUCAAUCAAGAAGACUAGAAUUAACAUAAUUCCUUUCAAAGAUUAAUGGCCGUCCGCCAUAUUGGAUUUAAGAUGACAGUUAGAUUAGUUUGGAGAAUUGACGUCAAAAAAACUUUUUAUCAAUAAUUGUAUUUAACAAUUAAAAUAUUAAUGUAUAGCUGAAUAGUGAAUCGUGUAGGUGGUCUAAACAUAGGACUAUAAGUUUAAAUGUAAUUUGAUGUCACACCAAUUGAAUUAGAUUUUUAAAAUGUUUAUGAUAUAUUACUGAUUAGAUAUUUUUAAUGAUAUUAUAAGUUGUAAGCAUGCUUUCGCGGACCAUUAUUACAUUCCUGUAUAGUUUAAUAUGAAGUGAAAAUAUACUAUUGAUGUUGCAAAA
Molecule: messenger RNA, 2628 nt
Organism: Danaus plexippus (monarch butterfly)
Lineage: Eukaryota; Metazoa; Arthropoda; Insecta; Lepidoptera; Nymphalidae
Product: glutaminyl-peptide cyclotransferase-like
Exons: 5
Coding region: 147-1178 (343 amino acids)
Molecular function (GO): glutaminyl-peptide cyclotransferase activity; zinc ion binding
Source: RefSeq, a predicted model, not a curated record